Molecule: messenger RNA, 5308 nt
Organism: Oncorhynchus tshawytscha (Chinook salmon)
Lineage: Eukaryota; Metazoa; Chordata; Actinopteri; Salmoniformes; Salmonidae
Product: transmembrane 9 superfamily member 4
Exons: 17
Coding region: 43-1980 (645 amino acids)
Biological process (GO): protein localization to membrane
Cellular component (GO): membrane
Source: RefSeq, a predicted model, not a curated record
UCAACACAUUUUGCUGCUAAUGGGGAUCACGUGACGUCACGAAUGACACGUGUAUUCAAGAUGGCGGCCGCGGCGAUGGAGACGUGGUUGGCCCUGCUGCUGUUGUCCAUGUUGCCUGGAGGGGUCCAGCCCUUUUACGUGCCUGGAGUUGCUCCUAUGAACUUCCACCAGAACAGUGCUGUAGAGAUUAAGGCUGUGAAGCUGACUAGCUCCCGGACUCAGCUUCCCUAUGAAUACUACUCCCUGCCCUUCUGUCAGCCUGAUAAAGUGGUCUACAAAGCAGAGAACCUGGGGGAGGUGUUACGCGGGGAUCGUAUUGUGAACACCCCCUACUCGGUACUCAUGACCCAGGACAGGAAGUGUAAGGUGGUUUGUGCCAAGCUGAAACUCAACGUGCAGCAGAGCAAGCUGGUGGCUGAGCGCAUCCAGGAAGAGUACUAUGUUCACCUCAUCGCAGACAACCUCCCAGUGGCCACGCGACUGGAGUUCUACCCCAACAAAGAGGCAGAGGAGGAGAAGGAUGUGGUGAAGGAUGUUCAGUUUGAACACGGCUACAGACUGGGCUUCACUGAGAGCAGCAAGUUCUACCUUCACAACCACCUGUCUUUCAUCAUCUACUACCACAAGGAGAAGCUGGAGGAGGAGGAAGAGCACAACUACAGAGUUGUACGUUUUGAAGUGGUUCCCCAGAGUGUCAAGGUGGAAGACCUGAAGGCUGAUAAGGGGUUGUGUACCCUGCCUGAGGCCACUAACUCAGCUCCUCAGGAGAUUGACCCCUCCAAGGAGAAUGAGGUUCUCUUCACCUACUCUGUCCGCUGGGAGGAGAGCCAGGUGAAGUGGGCAUCUCGCUGGGACACCUACCUGACCAUGAGCGAUGUGCAGAUCCACUGGUUCUCCAUCGUCAACUCAGUGGUGGUGGUCUUCUUCCUCUCUGGGAUCCUCAGUAUGAUCAUCAUCAGGACCCUGAGGAAGGACAUCGCCAACUACAACAGAGAGGAUGACAUAGAGGACACCAUGGAGGAGUCGGGCUGGAAGAAUGUCCAUGGUGACGUGUUCAGACCUCCACAAUAUCCCAUGAUCCUCAGCUCUCUGCUGGGCUCAGGCAUACAGCUCUUCUGCAUGAUUCUCAUCGUCAUCUUCGUGGCCAUGUUGGGGAUGCUGUCUCCUUCCAGUAGAGGGGCCCUGAUGACCACUUCCUGCUUUCUGUUCAUGUUCAUGGGUGUGUUCGGUGGGUACUUCGCUGGCCGACUUUACCGCACGCUGAAAGGGCAUCGGUGGAAGAAGGGUGCUUUCUGUACGGCCACUCUGUACCCGGCUGUGGUCUUCUCCAUCUGCUUCGUCCUCAACUGUUUCAUCUGGGGAGAGCACUCGUCUGGAGCUGUCCCCUUCGCCACCAUGCUGGCUCUACUCUGCAUGUGGUUCGGUAUCUCCAUGCCACUGGUCUACUUGGGCUACUACUUUGGCUUCCGCAAGCAGCCGUACGAUAACCCCGUCCGCACCAAUCAGAUCCCUCGCCAGGUGCCUGAGCAGCGCUGGUACAUGAACAAGUUUGUGGGAAUUCUGAUGGCUGGGAUUCUACCGUUUGGUGCCAUGUUCAUUGAACUCUUCUUCAUUUUCAGUGCCAUCUGGGAGAACCAGUUCUACUACCUGUUUGGUUUCCUCUUCCUGGUGUUCAUCAUCCUGGUGGUGUCCUGCUCCCAGAUUAGUAUCGUCAUGGUUUACUUCCAGCUCUGUGCGGAGGACUACCGGUGGUGGUGGAGGACCUUCCUGGUAUCAGGGGGCUCAGCCUUCUACGUUCUUGUUUAUGCCAUUUUCUACUUUGUCAACAAGCUGGACAUCGUGGAGUUUAUUCCUUCCCUGUUGUACUUUGGCUACACGGCUCUCAUGGUCCUGUCCUUCUGGCUCCUUACAGGGACAAUCGGUUUUUACGCAGCGUACAUGUUCAUACGGAAGAUCUACGCUGCCGUCAAAAUCGACUGAGUUUGCUUCUGCUGCUUUUUUUAUUUUUUGUUGCCACAUUUUCUUGUUCGGUUUUAAUUUUUGUCUUCUUCGUGUCCAGCAAACACUGACUUCUGUGUAUGGAAGGAAGCAUGAGGUGGGUUUUGUGGAACAGUGCCACCCACAGGCAUAGGGAGAGAACAGCAAGAGGACGCUGCCUGAUAGCUCGACGCUCCCCCCCCCCUCCCUCCGUUAUUGGUGUCCACAGAGACAGAGUUCCUCUGGGACAGUCCAUGUUUUUCCUGUGGUUCACCUUGGACACAACAUGGGCCAAAGCAUGUCAAUUGAAUUGAGUCUCUGUGUGUUUUAGUGUCUGCUUUUUUUGGAAGUUGGACAAUCAAUGAAGUGCAUUGGUUCAGAACUUCACUUUGUUUUAAAAUCAGUUCUCUGUAAAGAUGUUUUAGUCUGACCUUUGUCUCUGUUUCUUUCUCGCUCUCUCUGUCUUUCGGUCUGUCUGUGUCUUUCGGUCUCUUUGUGUGUGUCUCUCUGUCUGUGUGUUAGUUAGUAAGGUUAGUUUAUUUGAGUUUAUAAUCUUUAUUCCAGAUGGUUGGGAGGUCACAUGGUGGUAAUGGCACUAAAAAUUAUUUUGUUUAGCUUGGAAAUGGAAAUCUAACAUUGGAACAAGGAUAUUACAAUAUUCUGUUUUUAUUGCGGUUUCCAUGUCCUGAUGUGACCAUUUCAACCACAACUAAAAAUCAGAAUCUAAAUGUUUUUCCUGGAGAGAAAAAAAAUCUCUCACAUUGAGGUAACCGAUUGUGUAAAAUGAAAUUCUCCUCCGUGAUCAAUUAAUCUGAUGUUGCUAGGGAAGUCGAGGCUUAAGGUGGUUGAAAUAUGAAAUGUUAUGGAACAAAAAAAAGUACCUGUUGAUGGAAAAGUAGUAUUUCUCAUCUUCAAAUCACCUUUUCUAGUUUAUGAGCUUUAGCCUUAGGGGAGAAAUGACUUGUUUUAAAACGGUUGGACACCAUUACAUUUACGAGUCAAUGUAAACAGCUCCAUGGUCUCACUGAACUAUGCAUUUUUUUUUUUGGGGGGGGUGAGAUUGAUCUUUUGUUUUGAACACCUAGUUCAGUGAGACACACCUGCUAUUCUAACUGAAGUUAUUGGUGUUGGUUAUCUCUGAGCAUCAAUGUCUCUACUAGGAUCGCCUGGUCCUUCACUGGGUUUACUCUGAGCAUCAAUGUCUCUACUAGGAUCGCCUGGUCCUUCACUGGGUUUACUCUGAGCAUCAAUGUCUCUACUAGGAUCGCCUGGUCCUUCACUGGGUUUACUCUGAGCAUCAAUGUCUCUACUAGGAUCGCCUGGUCCUUCACUGGGUUUACUCUGAGCAUCAAUGUCUCUACUAGGAUCGCCUGGUCCUUCACUGGGUUUACUCUAUCUGGCUGUCUUUACACAAGUAGCCCACUUCUGAUAUUUUCCCCAAUUAUUGUCAAAAGGGCUGAUCUGAUUGGUCAAAAUACCAAUUAUUGGCAAAAGAGCUGAUCUGAUUGGUCAAAAUACCAAUUAUUGGCAAAAGAGCUGAAUUGGCCUGCCUGUGUAAACACCGGCUCUGUUACCCAGAGUUAGAGUUUCCCACUGGGGCUUCACAUCGUCUUGUAGCUGGAGUUCCUCUGAAGGCUGAGACUGAAAUGCUGAACAUUCUGCCUGUUGAAACACUGGCCCGACACAACAGAUAGAAUGUUCCUUUUGGGGUGUUGGGGACUAAAAACAUUAAAGACCUUUCUAUCUUGGGUAUAUUUUACUCUGUCUCUGAUUACAUCGGCAGCCCAAUUCUUUAAAGACUUUUUUUUCUAUCUAAGAUGAUCUGAUUGGUCAAAAGAGAAGAAGAAAAAUAUAUCAGAAUUGAGCUGCCUGUGUAAACGAAGGCUAUCAAAUGUUAUUCUCAGUGCCAGUUUCCCAGGCCCAGAUUAAGCCAAGUCCUGCACCAAAAAUGAUGAUCCAUGGACCUUUUUAAGUCCAGGAAAAGGUUUAAAUAAAAUUGAGAGCUGAUCUUUCAGGAACAUAACCUUCAGGUCAACAUUACUACCCCACUAGAUUCUUCAUCUGUUUUUUUGUUGUUGAUUAAAGAGCAUAGAAACAGUCUGGUAGAGGUGUGAUUUUCACACAGCAAAGGGUAUUGGGAUAGAACUGCACUGGAAGAGAAAGGGAGGGAAACGGGGCUGAGGGAAAGGGAGGGAACCGGUGCUGAGAGGGAAUUACUCCAUUCUGGAUGACUGAUAAUACAGUGAACCACUGAAUGAAUCAUACCUCUCUGCCUCCUGUCUCCACUCUCCCUUAACAGCUUAUCUCUGCAUCUCUCUCACAUUCACCGCUACAUUAUCCCAUCAGCCAUCUCUACCCUCUACAUUAUCCCAUCAGCCAUCUCUCUCACAUUCACCGCUACAUUAUCCCAUCAGCCAUCUCUCUCUCAUUCCCUGCUACAUUAUCCCAUCAGCCAUCUCUCUCACAUUCCCUGCUACAUUAUCCCAUCGGCCAUCUCGCUCACAUUCACCUCUAUCCCAUCAGCCAUCUCUCUCGCAUUCACCGCUACAUUAUCCCAUCGGCCAUCUAUAACCUCUACAUUAUCCCAUCGGACAUCUCUACCCUCUACAUUAUCCCAUCGGACAGCUCACAUUCACCGCUACAUUAUCCCAUCAGCCAUCUCUCUCACAUUCACCGCUACAUUAUCCCAUCAGCCAUCUCUCUCAUUCACCGCUACAUUAUCCCAUCGGCCAUCUCUCACAUUCACCUCUACAUUAUCCCAUCGGCCAGCUCUACCCUCUACAUUAUCCCAUUGGCCAUCUCUCUCACAUUCACCUCUACAUUAUCCCAUCGGCCAUCUCUACCCUCUACAUUAUCCCAUCGGCCAUCUCUCUCACAUUCACCUCUACAUUAUCCCAUCAGCCAUCUCUCUCACAUUCACCUCUACAUUAUCCCAUCAGCCAUCUCUCUCUCACAUUCACCUCUACAUUAUCCCAUCAGCCUUUUCCUCCCCUCUGCCAGUGUCAAAGUGUUCCUGAUCCACAGACAUACUUCCUCACCUGGGCCCAACAAACAACAUUUCAGGAGAGGAUUUCUACAGAUGUUCUUUUGAUUGACAUGAGCUGUGUAUGUGUGUGAAUGACAUUCUACUAUGUAUGUAAAUGCAAAGCGGUGUUUUUUUUUUUCUCCUGUUGUGGGGCUCUGACUGUAUGUAUAAAGAUCAUGUCAUUGUUUUAGCCAAAAGCAUGGUUUUUAAGAAACUUUAUUUUUCUUUUUUCCCACGUUUUCUUUACAGAAUGUCCAGUUAUAUAAUGUAUGAAACAAUUAAAGUGCUGAUUCGUUGGAAUUUGAA